AUGAAAUUCGUUCGACAGAAAUGCCCGGAUAUUCCGGUACCAGAGGUCCGUGGUGCUUGGGAGGUUGACGAACAAGAUGGCGAAAAGACAGGCUACUUCGCUGUGUCUGUGUUACCUGGAUCUAUACUCCGUGACCUCUGGCCCACAUUGACCGACGGCGAGAAAAAGACGGUUCUGGACGAUUUGGCGGAGAUUCUAGUACAACUACGAUGUGUUCAGGCUCCAGAAAACUCCAUGAUUGGAGCAGUUGACGGCAUAGGACCGGCUGCCGAUCUCAGAGCCGGUGGCACUGUACUUGGAGGUCCGUUUCCCUCGGAGUGCGACUUCAAUGAAUGGCUACUCUCUCUCAUCCACCCCGAAUCACGGCAACAUUGCUCAGAUUUCUUCGUCGAAACGAUUCACGGCUGCCUCGCAGGCCUGAGUGCCCAUCAGAUUCGAUUUUCGCACGGAGACUUAGGAAUGCAUGACAUCCUGGUGGAAGGUGGGAGAAUCACAGGCAUAAUCGAUUGGGAGUACGCAGGCUGGUACCCGGAGUACUGGGAGUACGUGAAGAUGAUCCAAUUCUCAAGGGAGAAGCAGUUUUUGUGCUGGUGCCAACAGUGUUGGGACAUUGGUGGUUUAAAGGUGCGCUAUGACAGAGAGUUCGUGGUGGACAACAUGCUAGACAGUCAAGUCAGACACGGGGCAAGAGUUAUCAAACGGCCAAGAUAA
This is a messenger RNA of Exophiala spinifera, 711 nucleotides long. RefSeq lists its product as uncharacterized. Bases 1 to 711 code for a protein of 236 amino acids. The record is from RefSeq and is a predicted model, not a curated record. Lineage: Eukaryota; Fungi; Ascomycota; Eurotiomycetes; Chaetothyriales; Herpotrichiellaceae. The transcript has a single exon.